Cladocopium goreaui is the source of this 5673-nucleotide messenger RNA. Lineage: Eukaryota; Dinophyceae; Suessiales; Symbiodiniaceae. The record is from the annotation of a GenBank genome assembly.
AUGUCUUGCAUCAACGUUGCAUACAAUGACCUGAUGGACCGGGCUGAGAGAAGCCAAACGCCAUUGCCCAACAGAGCGCUCUCAGAAACAGAGAGGACACUCUCAGGCCAGCUGUACUUCGUGCUGGUCAUGCUGCUGAGGAACCGGGCAUUGGACAUAGCCUACAACGCUGGAGUGUCAGAGGGCAUUGAGGCCUACAGGAGACUAUACCAGCAGUAUCACCCCAAGGUGGCGUCAAGGUUCGUGGGGAGUUUGUCCCUCAUCUUGGCCACUAAGUUUGGCACAGACAUCGAGGCCGAACUCGAGAGCUUCGACAAAACAGUGCGCCGGUACGAGAUGGAGUCGGGGAAAACCUUAGAUGAAGAAAUACUUUUGGGUAUAGUAAUUCAAGGGGUUCAGGACCAAUCAAUGAAAGAACAUCUCAUCAAGAAUGCCGCACGUCUCAAUACGUAUGAAGCUGUCAAGACUGAAUUGUUGGAGAUAGCUAGGACUAACCGUGUCCUGCAGUCCAUGCCGGUUGCAAUGGAAAUUGGUGCAACCGCCAACGCCAAAGGAAAAGGAGGUAAGAAAGGUGGUAAAAAGGGUGAUGGAAAGAAUUCCAAAGGUGACUCCAAAGGCAAGGGUAAAGGUACCCAACAAGCCCCACAAAAUCCAAACAAGGACAAAUCCUGUUUCUACUGUGGUAAGCAGGGGCAUCUCAAAUCAGAAUGCAGAAAACGUAUCAGUGAUGAAAAGAAUGCCCAAGGUAAAGGUAGCAGUAAGGGUAAGCCAAAGGCCAAGGCUAACCCCGGGAGCGGUAAGCCCCGCCCCAAUGCUGCAAGUCCUGAUGAUGAACCAGAACCGCUCAGCGCCUACCCUGAGGAGACGCUCAUUGCAGCUGCCGUCAACAAUGGCACGCAGGAGAUUUUGGUGGACACCGGGGCUGGAAGUCACUUGUUUGUAAAAGGGUUUGAUAGCCAUGCACGUUCAGUUUCAAAAGGGUCAAGCGUUGGUAUGGUUACGGUUACUGGUCAACCCUUAAUCACUGGGGAGUACAAGAAAAGCACCAUAAACACAGAUGCUGGGAAAUUCACGAUCGAAUACGCAGAGUCUGACAAGAUCAACUUCUCAGUGCUCAGUGCUGGCAAGGCGGCACAAAGAGGCACGUGGACUGUGAUUGGUCCAGACGCUCAGUUUCUUGUCCCCAGCAAAUCCAGUGAAUUCAUCAAAGCAGCAAUUGAGAAGACCCCCAACAAACUUGGGUUGGUAAAGAAAAGGGGCGUUUAUUGGUUGCCGGUUUCACUUGAAAAGGGUUCAACCGGUCAUGAUGACAAGCCCUUAGCAACCAUGGUAGAUAAAAGCCCUGGAGGGGUAGCGGGUAAUGCCGCAUCCCAAAGUGCGGGUAGCACCGCCAGCUGUGUGGGAAGCACCACCGGCCAGGAAGUGAUGGCAGCCAUCAGACCUGCCAAGAAAGCUGUUCCAGCGGAAGAGUUGGAGGAAGAGGCGCGAGAACCGGGUGCAGUUGGGGAAAUGGAAGUAGAGGACAGGCAACAGGUUGAACCCCCUCUCCCUGAACUUGGGGAACCGCCUGCUGAACCAUCUGAACCAGCAAGGCCAGUAAGAGCCAAGAAAAUCCCAGAUACGGUCACCAAAGCCGAGUAUGACAACCACAUGAUUACACACCUUCCUUUUAGAAAUUGGUGUGAGUUUUGUAUGGCUGGAAAAAUUCGUGAGGAUAGUCACCGUAGAAGAACUCCAGGAGACGACAAGGAAGUCCCCAGAGUUUCAAUGGACUAUUGCUUUUUGGGCAGAGUUCUUGACAACACCAAGUCUGAAGAGACAACGGUGGCUGAGUUGAAAGAGCCAACAGAAGAAGCAGAAGGAGUCAUGCCCGUUUUGGUAGUCACUGACGAAAGAACAGGCUGCGUUUUCAGCAGCGUUGUGCAAAAGGGAGUGAAUGAUCACGCCGUCAAUGUGGUAGUAGAAGCUUUGAAGUUUUGUGGUAGACAGAAAGCCAUCCUGCAAACAGAUGCCGAACACAGCAUCAAAGCACUUGCAGAGGCAUCAGCCGUGAAGUAUGGCAAAGAGGUGCAACACCAAACUGCGCCACGUGAAUCUCACGCGUCCAAUGGGGCCGCUGAAAGGGCGGUACUGGAGCUCUCGCGACAGGUGCGCACAAACGUGAACGCACUUGAAUCAAGGUACAAGGACUUCAAGCUGAAAGUUUCCAGUGUUUCAUACCCGUGGCUUGUACGCCAUUCAGCAUGGCAAUUGACCAGAUUCCUGGUGAAGGCAGAUGGGAAAACCCCAUAUGAACGACUCAAAGGUCGCGAAUACAAAGGUGAAGUUGUAGAGCCAUUUGAAACUGUGCACUACAAACUUGCGCAAGACGCCAAAGGCAAGCUGGACGCUCAGAGCGCCAUUGGCAUUUGGGUUGGAAAAUCCCUGCAAUCCGACGAACACUAUGUCGGAACAGCAGACGGCAUCCGUCGCUGCAGAAGUGCAUGGCGCAGGCCAGAAGGGCGACGAUGGGAGCUGAAAAGAUUCGAGGCUCUCAAGGGCGUUCCGUGGCAACCCAAAGGCGAGCCAACCUUGCUGCCAGGAGCCCCAGGCACACCAAGGAUUGCAGCGCCAGGAACACCAAGCGGACGCGCCCGAGGAGUGUACAUCACAGUGGAACGGCAGAUUCGCCAUGGAUCCACAGAAGGAUGCCCAGGCUGCCACAGCUCAGACGACAACCCAAAGCCACACAAUGCAACAUGCCGAGCAAGAUUCGAAAAGAUCAUCGCCGAAGAGCGAGCGAAGGCACAACAAGGCGAAGGAAGUGCCAGCGCGCAAGUUGAAGACUUGGAAGCGCCAGCGGCCGACAAUUCCUCGUCAUUGUAUCGCGACAAGCGAGAGGCAGCGGGAACCGCCGCGCCUCAGGGAGUUGCGGGAGACUCCGCACUCUCAAUCGCACCAAGGAUCGCGGGAAGACCCGCAUCCUCAGCUGAUCCUGCGGGAAGCACCGCGGCUUCAGCAAGUGCCAAAAGACCCACAGAGGGCACACAAGAAGCCCAAAAGAGGCUGAAGGCACCAGAUCCAAAGGGAAGCAAACGAGACCCUGAGGUCAGUGUCCAAGAGCUGCAAGACGCAGAAGACAUCUCAACAUUGCUGCUACAGCAAGACGAAAGCACGCAUGCAGAAGAGAAAGGCACUUUGCCUACACUCCAUGACGUGCCACUCGCAGCAAUUUUUGAGGAUUCCCUCCUCGCCGGAUACCCAGAGUGGGGAAAUGUGACAUCAGCUUUCGACGAGAGAUCAGGCGAAGCGCUGCCUCUUGAAAAGGUCAAGACCGCUAGGGGCAGAGAGCUAGACAAGAUGAUCGAGCACAACGUCAAAACUGACAUUACGUGGGAGGAGGCCAGACGAAGGGGAUUGAAGAUAGUCCGUAGUCGCUGGGUCGACGGAUGGAAAACCAUCGACGGAGAUCCACGAGGUGUGAGGUCCAGAUGUGUAGCCCAAGAGGUGAACACAGGUCCUAGAGAGGACGUACACUCUGGAACCCCACCGCUGAAAGCUCACAGGAUGAUUUUGUCCUGUGCGGCAACCAAACGCAAAGGACAACAUCAGCACGACAAGCUGAUCGGACGUUACGACGUCAGUGUGGCAUUCUUCCAUGCCACAUCCACCGGCAAAAUCGCCGUGGUACCGCCGGAUGAUCUCAACGAUCAAAGACACCUAUGGUAUCUCAACAAGGCAAUGAAUGGAACUCGCGAAGCGAGUCGCCAAUGGUCCGAGUUUGUAGACGGAACUGUGACCAGGAAAGGCGGAUUCAGCAAUGUGCCAGGAGUCCCCGGAGUGUUUUAUCACAAGGAGUGGCAAGUCACAAUGAGUUGUCAUGGGGACGACUUUCUGGCCGAAGGCCGAGCGGAAGAUCUCGACAAAUUGGAUGAGUUCAUGCUGCAACAUUUUGAAAUCAAAGUGUUGCCGCGAAUCGGCAAUCCUGAGCACAGAGGUCAGUGCUUGGAAGGAGACCAUCUGCGCAGAGCAAUCAGGUGGACAAAAGAAGGGUUCACUUGGGAAGCAGAUCGCAAAUACGUCAAGCUUUUGACAAAAGAGCUUGGGCUGGAAGGAGCAAAAGGAGUUGACACUCCGAGCUCAAAACUGACAGGUGCUGGCUGCAGAACCAGCGACAAGCCGCUAGACGCAGCGGAAGCCUCAAGAUUCAGACAUCUUGCAGGGACAGCUCUUUACUUGAGCUUGGGUAGACCUUCUAUCCAGUACGCGUUGUCAGAAAUCACUGCCGGAAUGGCAAAGCCGUGUGAAAUCCACAUGUUGCGACUCAAAAGACUUGGUCGCUACUUGUUGAAGUUUCCGACGGAGACUUGGCUUUUCGCCUUACAAGAAGAACCUGAAGAGUUCCAGGUUUACACAGAUUCUGAUUGGGCAUCAGAUGCAGUCACGCGCAGAUCAAUGUCCUGCCACAUGGAGCGAUUUGGUGAGCAUCUGCUAGACAGUGGAUGCGCCAAACAGUCAACAGUGGCACUUUCGUCAGGAGAAGCAGAGUACUACUCCUUGACAAGAGGAGCUGCAAUCGGACUGCUGACCAAGCACAUCUUACAAUGUGUAGGGUUCAAUCGAGUCAAACAGGUCAUGCUGACCGACUCGACAGCAGCGAAAGGCAUCGCCCAACGUUCGGGCACAGGAAAGGUCAAACACCUUAGCAUCCGUGAGUUAUGGUUGCAAGAGAAAGUCCGUGCAAGAGAACUAGCUGUGCGGAAAGAAAGCACAACAACGAACUGGGCUGAUUUGGGCACGAAGUCUCUAACAGGCCCAAGAAUCAGCGAACUGGUUCAAAUUAUGCCACUCUGCAGGAGAGGCAUUGUUGUAGCAUGCCUGCUGUGUAUGAUGAACUGCGCAGCAGCACAGCCAGAGGAUGAAGAGAAGGACUCAAGCAUCUUUAGCUUUGUGCUCUAUAUGUUUGUGGUCCACAUCCUUGCACUAUACGGGCUGUUUUCAGCCGUGAGAAGAAGGUUCAUGGAAGAAGAAAUCUGCGAAAAGAUGAUUCAAACAGAUGAGAUCAGGGCAGACAACAGAACUACGCAGACAUCCACUGCGCAGAGCACCGCAAGUUCUUCAACAUCCAUGCCAGACACCAACGGCCUGCCUGGCAUGCUUCCCUUGGCAAUUGGCAUGCGCGUUGCCCUCACCCACAAGCUGGACGAGUCGCCGGAGAAGCGCCUUCUCAUGCACAGCGUUUGCCGCGUGCACUACUGGGUGUGGGAGGAAUUUGCGCAGCAGAGUCUGACUCGCUGUGCUGAGUUGCAGAGUGCUUUCACUCGCACUUCUGUUGGCAGAGUCCACGCAGACAUCACCCACAUUCACACGAUGCUUGAAGAGCAAAAGAAGAGCCUCCCUGAAGGCCACAACAUGACUUCGGCCAUCGCCAACCAAGCUGCUGGCGUGCUGCAGAUGCUUCGCAAUUUGACAGAUUUGAAUCAUCAACAGAGCAUGCAGAUGCAGCGCCUGGUCCUUGCAGGCCCAUGGACUGGACAGCAAAAAGGUGAGUUUGCUCACCAGCCACCACUCAACUGGAGCUUUGAGCAGCAGCCCUCGGCCACUGGAGAAAAGUUGGAAGCCUAUCAUGGCGGCAGGAAUUGCCGCUGGUAUGACAAUGCAAACUCACGAAAGACUUCAUACUUAGAGUCUUAG